Amborella trichopoda is the source of this 1460-nucleotide messenger RNA. Its product is annotated as Phosphoglycerate mutase family protein. The record is from RefSeq and is a predicted model, not a curated record. Lineage: Eukaryota; Viridiplantae; Streptophyta; Magnoliopsida; Amborellales; Amborellaceae. Gene Ontology annotation, molecular function: catalytic activity.
CGGAGUAGUAUAAAUUCAUGUUUCUCUCUCUAGCACGCAGUUGGACAUUUCACAUUCUCUCUCUUAAUUCCAACCAGUUUCUCUCACUUAAUUCUAGAGCCAUCCCAAGCCUGUGUCCUCUCUCUCUUAUUACAAAACGAUAAGAAAAUAUUUGUCACCUUUGUUCAAAACUGUUCUCUCUCUAAAUUCAAAGCCAAAUCGUGGUCUCUCUCUCUUCCCAUUCAAACCCACAUAGUGCUCUCUCUCUCUCUCUCUCUAGAUGGACCAACACCAUCGUAACCAGCAUCAAGAGAGAAUUCUCCCCAAGAGAAUCAUACUCGUAAGGCAUGGCGAAAGCCAUGGAAAUGUCGACUACUCGGCUUAUGUCACCACCCCAGAUCACCAAAUUCCCCUCACCCCACAAGGCCUCUUGCACGGCCGGGCCUGCGGGAGAGAGAUAAGAGAGAUGAUAGAGAGAGACAGUGCAGGCGACUGGAGGGUGUACUUCUAUGUGUCGCCCUACGAGCGGACGAGGGCGACGCUCAGAGAGAUUGGGAAAGAGAUAGGAGAGAGAAAGAGAGUGAUAGGAGUGAGAGAGGAGUGCAGGAUCAGAGAACAAGAUUUCGGCAAUUUUCAGGUGGAGGAGAGAAUGAGAGCUGUCAAAGAGACGAGAGAGAGAUUUGGGAGGUUUUUCUUUAGAUUUCCAGAGGGUGAAUCAGCUGCUGAUGUCUAUGAUCGAGUUACCAGUUUUUUGGAAUCCCUAUGGCGAGACAUUGACAUGAACCGGCUGAACCGAGAGGGCGUAUCUGACCUCAACCUCGUGAUUGUGUCUCAUGGCCUCACCUCUCGGAUCUUCCUCAUGCGAUGGUUCAAAUGGACAGUUGAACAAUUCGAGAGGCUCAAUAACCCAGGAAAUUGCGAGGUUAGAGUGAUGCAGAUUGGCUCAGGAGGAGAGUAUAGCCUCGCAGUUCAUCACACCGAGGAAGAGCUAGAGAGAUGGGGCCUGUCACCUGAGAUGAUAGCUGAUCAAAAAUGGAGGGCCACUGCAAAGAAAGGAGAGUGGAAUGAUGAUUGCCCUUGGUACAAUGACGAUUACUUUGAUCAUUUGCUAGAAUCUCGAGAUUCUGAUGAAGAGAAAGAGAGUGAGAUGGAGAUUCUCCAUGAAUGAGAAACUUAGGUUUUUCUUCGAUGGACAUCAGACCCUGAUAGAAAGUAGAUGUUCUCCACUGACAGAGAUUCCCCGUUCUUUACAUUAAGUGAAAUAAACCAGGGGCACUCUUCUUGGGGUUUCUUAUACCAUGAUAAAUCAAGAUUGUUGUUUGUUGUCAAUGAUUUCCGUCCCCUUCCAUGCUUCAGUUUUCAGAAACUGAUGUAAAUUCAUCCACUUGGGAUUUGUGGAUAAAUUUAAUUAAAAUUUAAUGUAUGCAUCACCUCUAUAUUUUGGUUUUCUGUGCGGUGGAUAAUGAUUACUAUUGCUAUGA